Messenger RNA from Papaver somniferum (opium poppy), 1465 nucleotides. RefSeq lists its product as uncharacterized. The transcript is spliced from 9 exons. The coding region runs from base 240 to 1190 and encodes 316 amino acids. Gene Ontology annotation, molecular function: protein binding. Lineage: Eukaryota; Viridiplantae; Streptophyta; Magnoliopsida; Ranunculales; Papaveraceae. The record is from RefSeq and is a predicted model, not a curated record.
UUUAUUCAUUACUACUCCGUCCUUCCUCAGCCAAUCCCAUUGUUGAUUUCAUAAUCAAAAUCCAAUUUCUAGGGUUUUACUAUUCCCCCCUGACAAAAACUCGUCCCUGUCCACUACAACCCCUCGAAGAAAUUUCAGGGUUUUCUUAGUGGAAACUGAAAGAUUGAGCUUCAGAGAGAAACAAAAAUAACUUCAAACAAGCAAACUUAGUAGAUUAUUAAAUUUAAAGGAACGAGCAAAUGUCGAGACCCCAGGUUACUAUUACCUUGGGGCAUACUGGUCAGGUUGUGAAGAGAACUUCUGGGUCAGGGGAGACAUUUCGUUCUGACUAUGGAAGUGUAUCUGGAAGUAAACGAUCAGUAAGAGAUAGAUUGGGGAACGGAGGAGAUCAACCUUACAACAACAAGAGGCAGAAGCAUCAAGGUAAUAGGAGUUUGGCUGAUGGUACUGCAGAUUGUAGCAAGCAAUGCGUCUCUGUACAUCGUACCCAAGUUAAUAAAGAUGACCUACGAUUCAAACUCUUGCGCAAAAAAGAACUCAGCAUGGAUCUUCGUGAAAAGUUGUCGAGAACAGUUUUGCCUCCAUUGAGAGUUGAUCCACGAGAGCGUGAGAGAGAUCCAAAGGAAACUGGUCCUAUAAGGCGUAUGCCUCCUGCAAGAAGUCAAGAUGACUUUGAAAUGGAAUCAUACAGGAAGUCUUACGCGGCCUGGAAUUUAGAUGGGUUAAGGCGUAGAUCCCCUGAUAGACUUGUAAGCACAUCUAGAUCUAGAGGUGUUUCGCCGCCAAGGGUAAUUGAAGUCCGUCGACAAGUUAGGCCAGUUGAAGCUUCAAGACCCUCUCAUAUGAUGAACAGAGAUGUCAUUUCUGUUCCGGGGCCAACAACUUUAGUGCGAAAACCUACCUUACCUGUUGAGGGUGCAAAGCCAGUACUCCGGCUUGCUCCACAAACUGCCUCUGGAGUAGUGCAGAAAAGCCCAUAUAUGGGUGAGCAACCAGUUACUGUUGCUAGCCUGUUACAGACACUUGGUUUGAGUAAAUAUUCUAUCAUGUUUCAAGCUGAAGAAGUGGACAUGCCUGCCUUGAGGCAAAUGGGAGACAGCGACCUCAAAGAGUUGGGAAUACCUAUGGGACCAAGGAAGAAGAUUCUCCUCGCCAUUGCGCCUCGUGUCAGACGACAUCCGCCAAUGUGAUUACCAUUUCUUCAACAAAUAUAAGCAGGAGCAUCCAUCCUAUUCCUGUUUCCUGCGUUGCAACCUGUUUCAAAAUCUUGUACAUCAAAUUAAUCUUUCUGAGUUUUACUGACAAUUUGUGAUGAGGGGUAGCAACCCACAAAUCUGAUUCGAUAGAGAAUAGAUUUUCUUUUUCGCGUAGAAGAUUUCUUUUGCUUAGAUUCAUAUACUGUUGUGACAAUACGGAGAUAAAUGGGUUAUAGUGUUUACAGCUUACUUCUGGAAGCUCUUGUUUU